This is a messenger RNA of Phodopus roborovskii (desert hamster), 1227 nucleotides long. RefSeq names its product prepronociceptin (gene Pnoc). Gene Ontology annotation, cellular component: plasma membrane; neuronal cell body; axon terminus. The record is from RefSeq and is a predicted model, not a curated record. NCBI's taxonomy places the organism in Eukaryota, Metazoa, Chordata, Mammalia, Rodentia, Cricetidae. Gene Ontology annotation, molecular function: opioid receptor binding. Gene Ontology annotation, biological process: sensory perception; neuropeptide signaling pathway; chemical synaptic transmission.
GAAUCACUCUGGUCUGGCCUAGAGCUUGCCACCCCAGUGGAGCCAGGAUAUCAGGAGGGGGCUCAGCUCAGCCCUUCCCUGAGCCAGUGGGAGGUGGGCAUGAGCUCCUCCUCUCUCCUGUGUGUUUCCUGAUCCCCACUCCUCAGGCAGAGAGGGUACCGGAGAAGACUCCAGGCUUUGGGGUCUGCCUCAUCCCUUGUCACCAGGAGUCUGUUUUUCUGAGUGACUUGCCAGCUCUCCCUGGCUGGCCAUCCUCACAGUGGCUCUGAAAGCAACCGGAGAGGCAGCUGAGGGAUCCUGGCUGAUCCGGAGCCCAGCCUCUUGUUUCCUACUCUGCACCAUGAAAAUCCUGCUUAGUAAUGUUCUGCUGCUCAGCCUGCUCUCCAGUGUGUUCAGCAGCUGUCCCAGGGACUGUCUCACCUGCCAGGAGAAGCUCCACCCGGACCCAGACAGCUUCAACUUGAAGGUGUGCAUCUUCCAGUGUGAAGAAAAGGUCUUGCCCCGUCCUCUCUGGACUGCAUGCACCAAAGUCAUGGCCAAUGGCUCUGGGCAGCUCAACCCUGCUGCCUCGGAGAUGCAGCAUCUGAAGCGAAUGCCCCGGGUCAGGAGCUUGGUGCAAACUCGCGAUACAGAGGCUGAUGCAGAUGCUGAUGGGGUGGAACAGAAGCAGCUGCAGAAGAGGUUUGGGGGCUUUACUGGGGCCCGGAAGUCAGCCAGGAAGUUGGCCAACCAGAAGCGGUUCAGUGAGUUUAUGAGGCAGUAUCUGGUCCUGAGCAUGCAAUCAAGCCAGCGCCGGCGCACUCUACACCAGAAUGGCAUCCAGGUGAUCCCCCGAACAGCAUGUGUCCACACCCAGAACUGCAGGCCAGGAGUCAGGAUUCCUUCUUCCCUGAGGCACUGAGUGCCCACAGCCCCUCCCUGCCCAGUUGUUGCCCUCUCCUCAUGGCAUGUUUCACCACAACCCUGUUGCUACAUCAGAGUGUAUUUUUGUAAUUUCUCCAGCUAACAUUUUAAUGGCCCCAUCUUCUCCCUCAUCUUCUGCCCUCUUCUGGGGCCAGGUGAGAGGAAUAUGAAAUCAGACCUGGGGUUUUGCCUCAUCACUGCCAUAACCUGUUUGUAAAGGACCCGUUCUUUUUGACCGAUCGUUUGAAACAACUCUCUCCAUUAAACUUCUACUGAGCAAAUGGUUAAUAACCUCGUUGGCUGUUUUUAAGUGGCAUAAUGAAG